Molecule: messenger RNA, 393 nt
Organism: Symbiodinium sp. CCMP2592
Lineage: Eukaryota; Dinophyceae; Suessiales; Symbiodiniaceae
Source: the annotation of a GenBank genome assembly
AUGCCAUUGAAAGACUCUGGGACCCUUGGCUAUGUCCUAGAGGCUUUCCAAGAGUGGCGCAAGUUGCCUGCUGUGGACCGUGCCGAUAUCUGCGCACGUAGGGCUGUAGACCUGGGCAACAGUGACAAGGAGAUCUUUGCCACCCUACCUACAGGGGAUCUUUGGUUGGAUGCUCGUGUCCAUGAAACCUUCCUCUAUCUGUACGGGUCAAAGAACUGCAAGUGGCUUGUCGUAUAUGCUAGCAUGCCCAGUGGUCCCAUAGUAGGCUUCCUUGGCCGGCUGCGCUAUGCUCCCCGUGAUCUGAGGAUACCGGACAGCUGGACUGGUGUCAUGGAGAGCUUCAAGGACGAGGUACUUCAGCAAGCCCCUGGCCUUUCAUAUGACCAUCUGUAA